CGCUAUGGAUUUUGUCAUUUCGAUUGGUUGGAGCUCAGAGAUGGUAACACAUCAAGCAGGUACUGUGGCUCUGUAACUCCCACUACAUUUAUUUCUAGCUCACAUUGGUUACAAGUUGAGUUCGUAUCUGAUGAGCUUAAUGAAGGAGUAGGCUUCUUUGCAAAAUAUCAAAUGAUUGAACCGAACCAAGGAACCUGUUCCUGGGAUGAAUUCUUAUGUGAUAGACGACGUUGUGUCUUGCUUCCAGCCCUCUGUGAUGGAAUCUUUGAUUGCAUUGACAGGACAGAUGAAGAAAACUGCAGUCAGAGCCAAUGGGACUGUGGGGGCACUUUAAAUGCGCUGCAAGGGUCUCUCUUCUCUCCCAGAUAUCCUGAACUUUUUCCCAGUAAGACUGUUUGUCGGUGGCUUAUCUCAGUAUCAGAU
Molecule: messenger RNA, 423 nt
Organism: Staurois parvus
Lineage: Eukaryota; Metazoa; Chordata; Amphibia; Anura; Ranidae
Source: the annotation of a GenBank genome assembly